Molecule: messenger RNA, 2278 nt
Organism: Eupeodes corollae
Lineage: Eukaryota; Metazoa; Arthropoda; Insecta; Diptera; Syrphidae
Exons: 10
Coding region: 302-2263 (653 amino acids)
Biological process (GO): L-ascorbic acid biosynthetic process
Molecular function (GO): gluconolactonase activity; calcium ion binding
Source: RefSeq, a predicted model, not a curated record
UUCAGUAUAAUAAGAGUUGGUUAUAGCGACACAGUCGUAGAUUUUUACUACUUCCUGUUCUUAAUCUAAACUUAUACUAUUUUAUCAUCUUGAUAUCAAAUCAAUAAUUUUUGAAUCGUUUAAGUACAAGUUUAUGUACUCUUAGGCUUCAGUACACACUUCUACCUUCAUUCGGAAAUAUUCAUUAUUGUUUGUGCGAAAUAAAGUGAUAGCCAUAGUAAUUUAUAAUUUCACCACGCGAUCGACGAGUUAAAGUUCUUUUUUUUAACUUUAUUUGUGAAGUGCUGCACUUAGAACGAAAAUGUCUUACAAAAUAGAACCAGUUCCAGACUGUUAUUGUUUACUUGGCGAAGCACCACAUUGGGAUAUUGGAACUCAAAAUUUAUAUCUGGUGGAUGUAUUUGGUAAAAAGUUUCUGAGAUAUGAUUUCGCUCAGCAAAAAGUUUAUAGAUGUGAAAUUGAAAACGAACCAAUGAUUGCCAGCUUCAUAAUACCCAUUGAAGGUACAACUGAUAAAUUCGUAACUGCAAUAGACCGUCGCAUAGUUAUCAUCACAUGGGAUGGUUUAUCAAAAACUUGUAAAAUUGACAAAGAUAUCGCUGUUACUGAACAACAAGAUAAAUAUAAAAAUAAUCAUUUCAACGAUGGUAAAUGUGACCUCCGAGGACGUCUCUUUACUGGAACUAUGAACAACGACUUUGUUAAACAUAGAACUGGAAAUCUAUACAGGUUAGAUGAAAGCGGUCUUAAACUUUUAAAAGAUGAUGUUGGUCUAUCCAAUGGAUUAGUUUGGAAUGAUGCUGCUAAAAAAUUUUACUUCGUCGAUUCAAUGGAUUUCAAAGUUAGAGAAUAUGAUUAUGAUAUUGAAACAGGUGGAAUAAAAAAUCCUAAAAUAAUCUUAGAUAUAGAAAAUCUUCAAAAGGAAAAGAUGCGCCUGCCUGAUGGUAUGACGAUUGAUACCGAAGGAUUUAUUUAUGUUGCUGUAUUUGGUGGUUCUAAUGUUCUUAAGAUUGAUCCUAAGAAUGGAAAAGUAUUGCUUGAUAUUAAAAUUCCUUGUGAACAAGUCACAUCAGUUGCAUUCGGUGGACCAAACUUGGAUAUUCUUUAUGUGACUACGGGUGCCCUUGAAGGAAAACCCUCACCAGCUGGAGAAACUUUCAAAGUCACAGGCCUUGGUGCUAAAGGUCUUCCCAUGACGAAGUUUAAAUCACUCUCAAUCGAAAUGGCAUCUCAAGCAAUCGCAAUUUUGGUGCUUCUAAGUUCAUUACUGUUAAGUGUUGUAGCCGACAAUGUUACUAUUUCGAUGGAGGCUAAUAUAAGAGUGCACAAUGAAACUGUGAUGUCUUACAAAGUUGAACCAUUACCUGAUUCAUUUGCUGAACUAGGAGAAGGACCUCACUGGGAUAUUGAAACACAAAGCUUGUACAUGGUUGACCUUAGUGCGGGGAAGAUUAUGCGUUAUGACUAUAAACAAAAUAAGAUGUACAAGUGUCAAAUCGAAAAUGAACACUUUGCAUCAUUUAUUAUACCAAUCGAAGGAGCUCCGAACAAAUUUGCCGUUGGCAUUGAACGUCGCAUAGUUAUCGUUCCAUGGGAUGGCAUUUCGGAAUCUUGUAAAGUUGAAAAAACUAUCCUUACUGUCGAACACUCUGAUUCAAAAUUCGAUAAUAAUCGUUUUAAUGAUGCAAAAUGUGAUCCACAUGGUCGUCUCUUUGGUGGAACAAUGGCCAAAACUGACUAUUCAAAGCGAACUGGACAUUUGUAUAGGCUAAUGAAGACUGAUGCACAUGAGCUCUUAAAGCCUGACGUUGGAAUUUCAAAUGGUCUAGCUUGGGAUGAGAAAGCAAAAAAAUUCUAUUACAUUGAUUCUGAAGAUUAUAAUGUAAAAGAGUACGAUUAUGACAUUAAUACUGGAGCAAUCAGUAAUCCUAAAGUAAUUUUUGAUCUCCAUAAUUUGAGAGGAGAUAACAUAAAUUUACUACCUGAUGGUAUGACUAUUGAUGCAGAAGGAUUCCUGUAUGUUGCCACUUUCAAUGGUUCAGCUAUAUUCAAAAUUGACCCAAAGAGUGGAAAAAUAUUGGUUGAAAUUAAAUUACCUUGUGAGCAAAUUACUUCCGCAGCGUUUGGUGGACCAAAUUUGGAUAUUUUAUAUGUUACGACAGCUGCUGCGAAUAAUAAACCACUGCCAAAUGGUACCACAUAUAAGAUAACUGGACUAGGAGCUAAAGGUCUACCAAUGACAAAAUUAAAACUGGAAGAAUAAAAUGUUAUAAUAUAA